AUGAAUGUCCUCUUAAUCUUCACGUUUAUAUUCCCACCAACAUUAUGCGACUAUGACAGACGUGUGGUAACAACACUGAACCACUCCAGAAGUAGGCCUGAUGUUGCUCUUACCAUAGUCAAUGGGGAGCCAGCCGGCAACGGCCAAGUGCCAUACCUGGUCUCCGUGAAAGAACCGGUCCAUAAGUACGAGGAAGGAAAAGUGGCGUGGAAGAACCUUUGCGGUGGAAGUAUCAUUGACGCAACACGCAUCCUCACUGCAGCCCACUGCUUCGAAGCCAGCGACUUCUACUUUGCAAAACGACCUCAACUGCUGCGUGUAGUGGCAGGCAACUUGCGUAACAGUUUGAUUCACACUGGAGAUUCCGAGACCACCGAUGACGCACAAUGGAGACAAUUGAAAAAAGUAAUUAUCCAUCCAGAAUUUCACUUCCCAAAUAAUGAUCUUGCCGUUGGACAUGUUGAUGAAAGGUGGUCAUUUACUGAACUAGUCCAACCCAUAAAACUGGCAUCUGCAAGUAUGGAUUAUAAUAGUAAAUGUGCGGCUGCUGGGUAUGGCAGAGUCGGGCCUGAUCUUCGUGACGCUAUCUCCCCAGUUUUGCUCGUGGCCCAAAUUGCAGUUCUGACAAGAUCUGAGUGUUCUUUACUAUGGGAGAUGGAUAUGAACAAUUUCGUGUGUUCAGAAACUUCAGUAACGGACGUCGCCAGAGGUGAUUCUGGUGGUCCUUUAGUGUGUUCAGAAUCCGAUCCAUUAAGGGAAAUACAAGAUGAUGUGUUAGUCGGUGUUGUCAGUGGAAAAAAUUAUGACAAAACUUCUUUGUACACCCGUGUGUCUGCUUACCGUGACUGGAUAAUGAAUGCUGAUAAGGGCGCACCGUCUUCGAGAGUUUCUUCACUUUUGGUUUGGAGUCUUUCAAUAUAUACUAUGUUGCACUAUGUAUUUAUUUAUCACCUUAUUCGUUUGCUGAUAAUUUUAGAUUUUUCGAAGAGUCGUCUCCUAUCUACUGUUGCACAGCUUUUUACGGAUUGA
This is a messenger RNA of Arctia plantaginis, 1029 nucleotides long. NCBI's taxonomy places the organism in Eukaryota, Metazoa, Arthropoda, Insecta, Lepidoptera, Erebidae. The record is from the annotation of a GenBank genome assembly.